GGGAAGGGAAGCCAUUGCCUUGCUUGCCGCCAACUCCAUUACCCACAAUAAUUUUAGCUUUAGGCCACCAUUUUUUUCUCUUCACCCUUCACGAUCUCCAUUCCUUUCCUUUACCCCCACGAACCCUUGUUCCCUCUCCGCAAAAUAUCCCAAGCUCUGCGCGCGGAGGGUAAGGGAAGGAAAAUCGCAAGAAAAUCCAAAGAGGAAAGUGAAGGAAAAUCUCCCCUCCUUUGCCGACGGCAGGGGAGACAUUUCUAAGAGAACAGAGGCCGGGGACAACACACAUUCCUUCCCAUGGCGCCAAGCCUCCGGGCCUGCUUCCGCGGCAGCAAAAGCUCCUCCGACCUCAAAAGAGACCAUCUUUCCGCCUCCACCGCGUCCCAGACCAUCGAAGCUUCGGCGGAGGAGCAUCGCCGCGGCCCUGUUCUAGUGGAGCUUUUCUCCUCUCAGGGAUGCGCGACCUCGCCGGAGGCAGAGGUGCUGCUGUCGAGGCUCGGGAGAGGGGAUUUCGCGCUGGAAGCACCCGUGAUCGUGUUGACGUUCCAUGUGGAUUAUUGGGAUCACGCCGGCUGGAAAGAUCCCUACGGUUCCAGCCAGUGGACGGUUCGGCAGAAGGAUUACAUUGAGUCUCUGAACCUCGACACCAUGUUCACGCCACAGGUCAUCGUCCAAGGAAGGUCUCAUUGCGCGGGGAACGAGGAGGAGUCAUUGCUCUCUGCCAUCAUGAGCGCCCAGAGGUUCCCUUCCCCUGCUUUUCAGGCGACGUUUCAGAGGCCGUCGCCGGAGACGCUGCAGGUGUCGUUGUCGGGGCCGUUGAGGAGCAAGAUAGACGGGGAAGGGGUGAACGUGAUGGUGGCGCUGUACGAGAGCGGGCUGGUGAUGGACUGCGAGAGCGGGGAGAACUUAGGCAUGGUACUGGCGAAUGACUACGUGGUGAGGAGGCUGGAGAAGGUUGCCACCGUGAAGGAUAUCUCGGCCAAGAAAGUGGUGACGGCGGGUGCUCAGUUCUCCCUGUGGGAAGGUUUCAACGGGAGUAAAUGUGGUGUGGCCGUGUUUCUGCAGAACAACCAGCACCAGAUUUUCGGGUCUCAGAACUUUCCCCUGCCGGAUUCCAUAUGAGGAAAAGAGUCUUGAGUUCUUCUUCUUGUAUGAAAAAAAAAAAGGGUAUUGUAAUCUUCAUCUGAUUUUCGAGGCUCUCUUAUGCACAGCCUGAUGUCUUCAGAUAUAAACUUCUCUUCCAUUGAUUCGUGUGAAAUGAGAUUUAUGCUGAAUGUCUGAUUGCUUUCACUGAGAUUUCUGAAUUGUCUACAUUGAAGGAUUCACCUUCGUUUCCUUUUCAAAAAGAAAGACAACUUCUUCAGGAUGAAUCCGUCUGCUGCUCCGACUUUGCUGUCUGGCCAAGUACUUUUCCCUCCUCUUUCUGAAAAAGAAGAAAUACCCAAAUGAGAAAUUGUUGUGGCAGGCAGCUGAUCCAAAUGGGAUCUUCAUGUUUUUUUUUAUGCAUAUAGAGUAUCAUAAGAACACCACCCUCAAUAUCCUCUCUACCAUUACUUGCUCCUUUUGUUCUUCAAACUGCAUCCAUUCCCACAUUGUCAAACCGAAGAACCCAACUUUAUCACUUCGUAUUGAAUACCAAGUAAUUAAGAAGCAAAAGGAAUAAUGUUAUAGUGAAGAUUUACAAGCUCAGGAACACACUCCAUUCCUCCUUUAACCUUCAAGCUCAUGAUUUUGAACUCAUCUCUGCACUUCUGCAGCUCCCCUGCAGCUUGCUUCUCAUUGUUGCUCUCUGGCUGCUCCACAAACUUGAACACUGCCGCAAUUAGACUCUCUUCCGGAGCAAUAAUGCCUCCCGGUGGGCGCAUGUAGCAGCUCUUUGGGGCAAAUAACUGAAUAAAGGUGGAAGAUCAUGAUAAUACUAAACAAAGAAAUUUACUUUAACUCAAUAACUCAUUAAGUAAUAGUUAAUGAACAAAUUCCUUCAUUAAGGAUACGACUCUAAAAUUAGUAAUUAAGUCCUUGCGAAUAACAUAUUGAAGGACCGGUAUUCUAUCUAAGGACGCGUGUCAUGAUGGAACAAUAAAACUUCGAAAAGGUCACCUAUCAAACAUAACAUUUUGUACCUUUCGGGACAUCUCAAGCAUCAAAUUAACAUUGGAAUUCCCCGAAGUCGAGGGCAUCUUCCAUGUCAAAAUAGUAUGAAGAGUGAAGAACACAGCCUGAAAAGUGCUAAAGGGUUAGCUAGCCAUUGAUUGUGAUGCGCAUAUUGUUUGUUAAAUGCUUGGGUGGAAGUUGAAGGAGGUACUGGUAAGGCCACCAUAUUGAAUGUUAUUAAUGGCGGGAAACCAGAAUUAGGUCUUAAAAAAAACUAACUACCUGGAUGGCGCAUUUACAAUUGUCGGCUCGGUUGGUUAGUUGGGUUAGUCGAGUAAUGACAAGUUCGUGUUCUCAUUGACAUUGUUAUCUGGUAAUGGUCAUCCUUCAGGGAGACAGAGGACUAAGGAGAUCACAGAGCUGGAGUAAGUAAAAUACACUCAGACGAAGAGAUGGGUGAUGAAAAGAACUGUGACGUGACAGCCAAUGAAGAAAUUAAGCACCG
This is a messenger RNA of Linum trigynum, 2596 nucleotides long. The record is from the annotation of a GenBank genome assembly. Lineage: Eukaryota; Viridiplantae; Streptophyta; Magnoliopsida; Malpighiales; Linaceae.